UCUUUUUAACUUUUUUCUUUUUUCAUCUUUCAGUUAUUUCUUUGAUUUUUUAGAACUUUUGUUUUUCUAAUUACUUUUUGCAGGCACUGAAUCAACACACAUCUUUCAUUAAUGGAGAUUCUUGAAGAUUCAACAACUCCCAUGAGCCCUUUGAGCCAAUACUUCAACACCUCUGAAAUGUGUGUUUCUGUUUUGGGAGUCCUCGAACUCGAAUCUCCGAUCUCUCCCCCUGACGCCAUUUCAAUUGUAACUGAUGUUCUCCUCCCUGCCAACCCACGCUUUACUUCAAUCAUGGUAAAAGAGAAGUCAACGGGAGAAAGAAAGUGGAAGACAGCUGAAGUUAACCCAAGAGACCACAUUUACGUACCGACUUUUCCAAACGACCUCUCGCCUUAUGAAUACGAUGCUUACUUCGACGAAUAUGCCACGAAAACAGCCACUAAACCCUUCUCCCAAAGCAUUCCUUUGUGGGAAAUUCACGUUUUCAACUACCCUACAAGCCAUGCAGCUUGUAGUAUAAUUUUCAAGGUUCAUCACUCUAUAGCCGAUGGCUUCUGUCUUAUGAACACUCUUUUAUCUUGCCUUAAGAGAGCCGACGAUCCUUCUCUUCCUCUCACGUUCCCGUCUCGAAAACACUCAAAACAACCCAAAAACGAUGCUCGUUUUGGGCUCCUUAGCCAUCUCCCUCGUCGAAUCUCCUCCGUCGUAUCAAACUUUGGAUGGAGUGUGAUGAAAAACACUUUUGUUGAAGACGACCCAACACCCAUCAAGCCAGAAGGAGAUUGCAUGCAGCUUGUCAAGCCAAUUGCCAUAUCCACCAUGACCUUUUCCCUUGAUCAAAUCAAACAAAUCAAGAACAACCUUAACGUGAGUAUUAAUGAUGUCCUCACCGGAAUCAUAUUCAUCGGAGUUCGACUAUACAUGCAAGAACACAACCCUCAGUCAAGUGAGAAAAAUUCAAGUGCAUUGAUUCUCCUCAAUACUAGGAAGGCUAAGGCUUACAAAUCAGUUAAAGAGAUGCUCGAAACCGACACCGAUGCGCCGUGGGGAAACCGAAUCGCCUUCUUGCCAGUCCCAAUACCUAAACUAAUUGAUUCUACCCUUUCAAAUAACCCUUUGGAAUUUGUCAAGGAAGCCAAAGAAAAAAUCAUGUUGCAGAGAAACACUCUCUCCGUUUUCAUGGCUGCCAAAGUUUUUGAUAUAGUAAACCACGUGACAGGCCCUGAGGUUGGAGCAAAGUUGUUCAAAAGGAAGCUCAAGAAUUCAAGCAUCAUGAUAUCAAGUAUGAUUGGGCCUUUGGAGAAAAUGGCUUUGGCCAAUCGUCCUGUUAAAGGCUUAUACUUCACUGUCCCAGGCAUGCCUCAGAGUCUACUUAUAACAAUUGUGAGUUACAUGGGAGACUUGAGGAUUGUAUUUGGAGGUGAGAAGUGCUUCAUAGAUCAACAGAAAUUGAAAGUAUGUAUUGAGGAUGCCUUCAAAAGGACACUGAUGAAAGCUGCUAAAAGAAGUUCGAUCUAAUUUUCGAAGCUGCUUCAAGACGUUUUUACUCAGAUAUUUAUGUAUUUCAAUUCCACCAAAAGUGCGUGCUUGUGAGACAUUAUGUUCAAUUUGGUUUGUAGUACUAAAUUACAAAGUUAAUGUAAUAAUUUUUUACCUAUUUCUAUAUAGGUAAUUUUUUUAACUUAA
Molecule: messenger RNA, 1686 nt
Organism: Momordica charantia (bitter melon)
Lineage: Eukaryota; Viridiplantae; Streptophyta; Magnoliopsida; Cucurbitales; Cucurbitaceae
Source: RefSeq, a predicted model, not a curated record